AUGAGCACCAAAAUUCUCAUCGUGGGCGCCACUCGAGGGCUAGGAGCUUCCCUAGCCAACCUCUACUCGAAGAACCCUUCCAACCACGUCUUCGGAACCUCGCGAUCCUCCUCUCCGCCCUCUUCGCAGUCCAAAAUAACCUGGCUUACAGGAAUCGACGUAUCCGCAUCCGAUGUAGGCCAGAACAUAGUCUCCCAGAUCCCCGCAUCCACCAAACUCUCAACCGUCAUCAUCACAGCGGGGUACUUUGGCUUCGAAACCUUCGACAAUCCCGACUGGGAGAAAGAAGCCAAAAUGUACACCAUAUCCGCUAUCAGCCCGGUUUUUAUCGUGCAUCAUCUGGUUAAAGCGGGGUUCUUGGAUAAAGGCAGCAAGGUGAUCAUCGUCAGUAGUGAGAGUGGUAGUAUUACGCUUCGACAUGAGAAGGAAGGUGGUGGCAAUUAUGGCCAUCAUGCUAGUAAAGCGGCGUCGAAUAUGGUUGGGAAAUUGUUGAGUUUGGAUCUUAAGCCGAAGGGGAUUGCGGUGGGGUUGGUUCAUCCGGGUUUUAUGAGGACGGAGAUGACCAAGGGUGUUGGGUUUGAUAAGUAUUGGGAUGAUGGGGGUGCCGUGACGCCUGAUGAAGCUGCUCAGUCGCUAGUCUCUUUUGUUGAGACCUUCGAUAUCAGCAAGACUGGCGAGUACUGGGCGCCGAGAGGACCGAGGGACAUUGGUACGGCGGAGAGUGUACUUGGCAAAGACUUGCCUACUCCUUUGCAGCUGCCCUGGUGA
This is a messenger RNA of Penicillium subrubescens, 768 nucleotides long. Its product is annotated as oxidoreductase, short chain dehydrogenase/reductase family superfamily. The record is from RefSeq and is a predicted model, not a curated record. The transcript has 3 exons. NCBI's taxonomy places the organism in Eukaryota, Fungi, Ascomycota, Eurotiomycetes, Eurotiales, Aspergillaceae. Gene Ontology annotation, molecular function: oxidoreductase activity, acting on the CH-OH group of donors, NAD or NADP as acceptor. The coding region runs from base 1 to 768 and encodes 255 amino acids.